GGAAAAACGUGGGCUUUUCUCUACCGCUAAAAAACAGCUAAUAAACGCUAUUUUUCGUGUGAAAUACUCGUGUAUGGUUUUCAAUUGCUGUACAGUUCCCAAGCGUCAGCCAUGAAUCAGGAAGAGGAAAUUCCGACAAGAGUCACGCGAGGUGCUCUUCGUCGUCGAUCGGUCGACCAAGAAGCGACACCACAAAAAGCCAUCGGCACAGUCACAGCUGGAGGAACACCAAAAAAAUCCACCAGCGCAGCCAAAAAACCUUCGGCGCUUAAUGUUAUUCAAGAGAGCGAUGGUGGAAGGCAGGCAAGCCCCGUCAGUGGACGUAGCACACGUCGCCGUACAUCAGAAACGGUAGACACGCCGACGACGGUAGGUAAAACAAAUAAAUUGGUUCAAGCACUAAAAGAAUCGGAGAAGCCGGAAGGGACAGGAGGUCGAUCUCGAAAUUCUUCGCUCAGUGAAGAAAAUGUAAAAGCAUUCAAUGCUGGGCUGGAAGAUGUUGGGCACUUGACCCGUUCGCGAACUCCAGUUCGCCUGCGACCAUCACAGGAGACAUUUACAAGCACUCCGCAGUCAGUGCCAGCCGCUGUACGCCGCUCUGCGCGUCGCAAUAGUGUAACGUCUGACGAUGGUGUUGCUUCAGUACAAUCACUCCCGGUUAGCACUUCGAAAGUGGCUGGUGCUUUGCGCGCUCGGAAAGAUGAUACCAUCAUUGAAGAAGAAACUGGCAAUGAAGGGUCGGUUUCUUCUGAAAAUUCUCUUCGAAGUUCUAACGCUCAACUAAAUUCGUCUCAGAUUACCGCAGACUCAUUUAGUCCACAGAAGCGUGACUUGGAAAAAGGCGUACUUUCUCGAGGAGCGUCCAAGUCACCAAGAUUUGGCUCAUCGAUUAGAAUGUCCAAUGGCUCGACUCGCUCAAAGAACGUUUCGUUUAGUGAAUCGUCCCAGCCAGAAGACAAUCAGACAAUUACGACGGAUAAAAGAAUGGUUCUGUUGUUGACAGAUUUGCGCGAUACUUCUCUACUGACUCGAGAACCGAAAGUUAACGACAUAAUCACUAUUCCGAGAAACCAUCAGAAGGUGACUGACUCGAAACUAAAUGUCGAUCAAAACACGGAUGGUAAAGUCAAUAAAGAGAAAGCCAAUCUCGCUGGCAUAUCUGAUCUUGUUGUACCACAAAGCGAAAAAGAUGAUAAUCAAUCAAGUGUAGCAACUACCCUUGUGGACAAUAUGGUUGCUGAAAAUGUUACGGAAGACCGAAAUGAAAUAAGCGGCGUCGAAGCGUUGGAUUCGUCUUUACCCUCAGUUCAAAAAACGGAGAACACCAAAAACAGCGAUUCUUACUCGAACGCUUGGUGCCAAUCUGUUUGCGGCAGCAGUAGUAAAGGUAUUGAUGGAUUCAGCGUGCAGAAACAGGAAGCAGAAAAAGAGUUGAUGAAACAACAGCAAGAAAUGUCUGCAAAACCAACAAGAUCUUCGUUGAAAGGUGAUAAGCACCAGGAAGAUAAUACCACUAUAAACGCAACAGAUGAAGAUGAAGCUGAAGAGGUAGAUGAAGAGGAAAACGCCACUAAAAGUUUCAUAGAAAAUGAAGCAAUAGAGAUGGAAUGCUACCAAUCAGGCGAUUCGUUGGACGAUGAUAUGCGACGCGAAAUGGAGGAAAAUGAGAUACCAGAACAUGGAGAGGAUCUUGGUAGUGAAGACACAGAAGAAGGUGUCGAUCAAGAAGAAUCAGAUGAGAAAGAUUCAUUUGUCGUAUCGGAUGGUGAUAUCGAUGAGGAACUAGAAAUGGAGCUGCUCGAGGGAACAGAUGAAGCUUCGAGCCUAGCUGAUGAUAGCCCCAAGAAAACUCAUGAAGAUGCGGAAACUCCUAAAACAUCUCCCAAAAUAGAUGCGGAAGUUAAUACUCCCUUGGAGGGGAAUCCUGGGGAUGUUGGCUCGCCAAAAGUACAAGAGGAAGUAGCAUUCAAUCAGUCGUUGCGGAAGGAGGAAAAUGUGGUUGAGAAGGAUCAUUCGGCAUGUACACCGGACACGUUGGAUGUCGUCGAAGCAGUUGUCUCAUCGCUACAAUUGACCAACGAUCGAACUACCAUAGCAUCACGCAAAAGCCUCUCGGCAUUACCAAUUACAUGCAAUAGUAGUGUAAUGGUUACAAAACCAUUACGCAAAAGCCUCCCGGUUUGUGUCAAGGAUCGCUGCUUAGAGGAAACAGGCACUAAACUAUCGGACUUGACCCAUUCCGUAGAAGGUUCUUCGGGAAACAACGCAGGAAAAAAUAAUGCGGAGGGGAACAAGUCCCAUAAUAUUUCUAUGGCAGAAGACGAAAAUGAUACAAUGGCUUCUCACAAGCAACCAGUUGAAGAGUUCGAUAAUGAAUCGGAUGGUGCAGGUGUCAAGAUAAAGGAUGAAGUAGCACCCAAGAAAGAUUUUAUCGACAAAAAAGAACAUCCCAAAAAAUCGAUGCCAAACGUUACGCUUGUGUCCUCGUUGUUCUAUCUCGGUGGGUCAAAACAAACGACACGCAACAACACUACCGGAGGCGAUGGUAUUAGCUUGACUUCUCCGCCGCAACCGAUAGACGUGAAGAAGUCGAAGCAUCCUGGGGUUAUGCUCGCCAAUCCUUUCGCUACGGAUAAAUCAAAGACAGUCCGUCGGUCGACAGGGUCGUUGAGUUGUUCGAAAAAAAAGACAAAGGGCGAAAAUAAUCGUGGCUCGUUGCCGGCAAAACUGAACGAGGAUGAUGAGCAAGAGAAAUCAAUCGAAACCGUGGAUGAAAAGUCCAAUGCAACUCAACAGCAACCAGAAAGCCAAUCUCUGGAGCUUGGUGGAGCUGAUGCUCUGGUGCCGGAUGCCGUGAAUAGUGGCAAUGCGAAGGAUUCCGGCGAAAAGGAAAAGGUUAAAGCAAUGAAGGUGACAAAGCCGUUGGAAGCUUACGAUCUGGACUCCAUUCUUAAUCGUUGUAACGAAGUGGUUCGCGCAAACAAAGAGCGGAAAAAAGUAAACUCCGCCGUAUUGCAGAAAAAGAAGGACGAGAAGAAACUUCGGCGAGAACGAAAGCCUAAGAUCGACCCAAAGGAUGGUCUUGGCGUCGCACAGGAAAAUGUUAACCAGCAAGAUUCUGGUCAUACGAUGUCUGACGACGAAGCGAAUGAUACGAAUACCAUAUCCGUUUCUACUGGCAACGAUUCGGCAGAGCAGCACACGUUGAACGAUGUGCAUGAAGCAAAAAAGAAAAAGAAAAGGAAGCAGAAGGUGAAGAACUACUUGUUGGAUGAGCUUGCUUCGAUUAAAAAGGAAAGUGUGGCACGUGCCUUACAGCACAAGCUCGAGCAGAUCAAGAUGCGUAAACAAGCGAAAAAGGAGCGUAAACUAAAGGAGCAGAAUUUAUUAAACAAAGAGAAUGGCUCUAUCGGAACGAUGGCAAAUACGGAAGGAAUCAAAGCAAAGCUGGAGAAAGCCAAACGUAAUCAACUAAAACACUCAAAUGCAAAGCAGUUGGAAAGUAACCUACAACGAAACGUACAAGUAACAGGGCUUCCCGAGAAAAAGCUGAAAAUGCGUGCUGCUGUAUCGGCGUUUGCAGUGUUUCAGGAGAACAAUGAACGCUCAAUGGCCGCAUCCAUGAAGAACAACGAAAAGAAUGUACAGCGGGUUCCAAGUGUGCAAGAGCGGCAGGAAGAUUCACCACAUUUGAUGAAAGAAGAAACUUAUCUCUCAAAAAAUCCGACAGAACCGACCGACUCUUCAAGACAGGACAUUCAAACCAAGCCUACAAAUAAAGGAUCACUGGCCGAUGGCCGUCCAACCAAGAUGAAACGCCAUAUUCCAGAGAACGAGUCGAGCGAUGGUAUUGUUGCUCAAGGAUUACCCGAUCAACUCCGACGGCAAAACGAAAGUAAGAAUGACGGCGCAGAAGUGGAAAUAACAUCACAUUUGCCUAAACAAAAAGUGAAACUGCCAGUUCAAAAGAUAUUAAACAGAAACCAGGAGUGUAAUGAAAAAGCCCUGGCUGGUUCUAAAGAUUCUGUCAACAAAUUACUUAAAAAAGACAAAAAGAUUCAAGGCACCCAAUCUCUGGUUUCAGUUGUUUCCACUGCCCUAAGUGCCUUUAAUCAAUCGAUGGUUGCCAAUAGUUUGAAGGAAAAGAAAACAAGUAGACCAUUACGAGAUCACCAUCAUCAGCAGCAGUUGCAGGCGGAUUUCAAAGCCCAUGACAUUACAAAGCUCAAACGAAAGCGUUUUUCCGAGGAAAAUACCUCGCCAACACCGCCGCAACCAGCGAAAUUACCCAAAUUGAAGGCUUUGCAGCGCUUGGCACAUGGCUUUGUUGAGCAAACCGUUACACCGGAAAAAGAACGUUUGAAGCGAAACUUUGGUUUCGUCGAAUGUCAAGCGACACCAAAAGCAAUCGGAUUCAAGGUUCAGUCCGUGCUACCAACAGAAGCAGAAGAGCUGCGAGCCAUGCUAGGGGAUGGCAGCAAGAAGACAGCUGGAGGCCGUAAAAAAAAGGGAAAGUCAAGCACGAUUCUUGCCGCGCAGUCGAACCGCAGUCUUCCGCUACCAAUUUGGACUAGUUCCGGAUUUUUCAUGGAAGACGACAUCGGUACGGAUAAAAUGACCGCCUCGAAGCGAGGACGAAAAGCAAAUGCAACUGUAAACGAUAGUUCAAGCAGUUAUAAAAAUGUAAAGGGACAUAGAGGUUUCAAACUGAAGAUGCUUCGAGAACCAUCAAACGGAACUGCGGAAAAUCGACUUACGAAGCCACAUCUCAUCGACAACGCCAUCGUACCAGAUUCGGUAAUCAAUUUUAAGCGGCAACAGCUGCUGGAAAAAACAGCUCACCUGCGCGAGAAGCAAAAGAAGGUUGGCAGCGUUUAAAUCCAUUUUGGGACACUUCAGAUGGUCAUGCUUUCUUUUUUCAUUUUCUUUAUUGUUAUCAUUUUAAGGUAAAUUAAAAAUGUCUGUGCCCAAUCUGCAUUUUUCUGAAGUAGCAGUAUAAGGAAGCCAGUGAAGCGCGAUAAAAAUAUUCAGAAUAAACAUUGU
Anopheles bellator is the source of this 5043-nucleotide messenger RNA. RefSeq lists its product as uncharacterized. Bases 112 to 4878 code for a protein of 1588 amino acids. The record is from RefSeq and is a predicted model, not a curated record. NCBI's taxonomy places the organism in Eukaryota, Metazoa, Arthropoda, Insecta, Diptera, Culicidae. The transcript has 3 exons.